CCUACAUGGGACAGUCGUGUGGGCAGCACUACUUUCUGCUUUAGUUCCACUUUUUUGUAAAAACCAGAAUCGUACACGUGCUCUCGGACUGGAUAACCGUAACUAAAACACAACGUGGUUUCGUUUUGAUGAGAAGCUUUCACUUCGUGGGACGUUCAGGGCUCAGAUGGGCAUGAAGUCAACAACCCGCCGAAAAUGACUGACGGGUAACUGCACGCGUAACAUGCUUAACUAAUUGGCUACAACAGGUGAAAGGGUUUGUGUAAUUUAGCCUCGGGUAGGUGAUGUAAGUGACUUUUCUUUUAAAGUGAUAUAGUUUUAUUCCGCUGUUGUUUGGUGAGACAGCCAGUCCCAUGCCCGCGCCCCGCGUGCCAGGCUGCACUCUAGCCCGAGGACAGUGCCCUAGGCUCGGGGGUUAGAUGGUGCUGAUCACGGACGACAGGGAUGGAGGAGGCGCUUCGUCGGUCCGGGUCAAACAGCUCCAGCAGCAAAGAAAAGUCGGGGGGAACAUCACCCAAGUCCACCCGACCAUAGUCGAGGAGUCCAACUCUGACGAGGAGGACUACCUGGGCUCGUGCGAGGACGAGGAUGAAGAGGAAGAUGGAGGGGAGGAAGACGAUGAUGAAUUCGAAGAAGUUGACUUUGAGGACUUUGAGGACUGUCGGAGUAUCGCUUCGGACGACUCUUUCUACCCGCCGGAUGAUGUGUUCGCGGACUCGGAGCGGACCCCGUCCCCGGACAGCCCGCAGCCGCUGUCUUUCUUCCAGGCGUGCUGCACGAACAACGCGGCUAUCGUCCGGAUAAUGAUACGGCAUGGAGUGAAGGAGGAGGAGGUCAAGGAGAUGGACAGGAAUAACAGGAUAGGGCUUUUGGUUGCAUGCUACCAAGGUUACGUGGACGUCGUCAUAGCCCUGUCUCAGUGUCCCUAUCUGGAUGUCAACUGGCAGGACAGCGAGGGAAACACUGCUCUCAUCACUGCUGCUCAAGCAGGCCACAUAACAAUCACCAACUAUCUGCUCAACUACUACUCCGGGUUGGAUACCGAGAGGAGAAACUGCCAUGGCUUCACCGCGCUGAUGAAAGCUGCCAUGCAGGGCAGGAUGGAGUGUGUACGCUCGCUCAUGAUGGCAGGAGCUGCCUUGGAUGCCAGGGACUUUGGCCGCCACUUCACUGCCAGGGACUGGGCCUUCUUUACGGGCCGUUAUGAAACUGCCUGGAUAAUGACGCGCCUGAUGGAACGGCCGUGCCCGCCCCAGUACUGUGAUACAUACAGUCUAGAGUGGCCCCCACUGGCAUCACUGGUGGCCAAAGCCCAGGAGCCCCGUGGCUGUCUAAAGCGCCUGUCGGACACCGUCCGGAACGUCUUCAACAUGGCCAACGUCACUAACCCUGAGGACGAAGGUGUUAUCGACCACAUGGUUUCUAUAACAACUGCCAUGAGGAGCCCUGCCAUUGCUGUGGCAUGCCAUACAGUGUGCCCUGACAGCCCCCCAAGUGUAGGAAAACGGCGUUAUGCAGUUCCUGAGAUCAUCCGUCAGCAGCGCGCCAAGGAGCUGCGCUCCAUUAACCCUGACAGGGUGGAAAGCCACCUCAAACUCUUCCAGAACUCCCGGGUCACACUGGUGGCCAAGAACUCAGAAGACCGCAGGGCCAGCCUUCAGACGCAGAACCUGGUGCCUCGACACAGGAGCUCCAGCCUGACAAUGAUGGCUUAUAACGAAGCCCUGGAGCUGCGGAGAACCAGCCUGCUGCCUUUGCACAUGGUGCUGAGGAGGAGCAGUGUCCGGCCGGGCUUUAGCAUCCCCAAAGUGAGAGUGUCCAAAGCCCCCACACCCACUUACCAACCAGAAAAGAUCCGGAGAAAGAGCAGCGCCAAAGAUGGAGGGGGGCAACUGCUGCAAAUACCAAAGUGGCGGUACAAGGAGUUAAAAGAAGAAAGGAAGAAAGCCGAGGAGGCCGAGAGGAGGAGGCUGGAGGCUGUAACCAAGAGACACCUCGCUGCUGGGAGAAAGAAAUAAUAUCAUUGCCUCAGAAGAUGCCAUGUACACUACCCCAAAAAGAGAGCCUGGACAGACUACAGUUUUUCUACAAUAUAUGAAUUACCAGCAGUGUUCCUAAGGAGGAUUGAAGACUGAAGGCUGCUGUUGUCUGCUCAGUUUCGCAAAGGGGGAUGCCAGCUGGCCUCUUAAAAAUGGCCGCCAGAGCUUUGACAGAAGUACACAAUGCUCAGUGUCCUUUAUGAUGUCAAACAGUACAUACCCAGGGGAUUUGAUACUUGAAAUGUUUUUAGCUAACUUAUUUUUCAUAUUUAUUGCUUUUUGAUGGAUGGCCUAGUCUAUAUUUUGUUAAGCUCCGGGUGCUCAAUACAGCAGUGUUGUUGUAGCAUUGAAGCACUUGUUUGACACACAUUCUCUCAGAUUGUCACCACAGUAGAAAUGUGUUCAUCUCUCUACCUAAAAAAAUAAGCAAUUUAUUAAAGAUGUUAUGGAAUAAUGUCUUUACAAUAAUGAGUGGAUAAUACUGUCAUAUUGACUGAGAAAGCUAAACAUACGCUUACAUAAAAUCUAAUGGCAUUUAAGAGCAAUAUUUUUAGAUGCUUUUUGUUUAGCUUUAUAACGACAAACCUUUGAAUGUAUUUGGCAUAUGUGUAUAUUUUAUAUUAGAGAAUAUAAUGCUUUUUGAUGGCAAACUUUUUAUUUUUUAUUCAAUAUAGACUUUUUCACAUACAAAUAUA
Centropristis striata (black sea bass) is the source of this 2734-nucleotide messenger RNA. RefSeq names its product ankyrin repeat domain 33ba (gene ankrd33ba). Bases 420 to 2018 code for a protein of 532 amino acids. Gene Ontology annotation, molecular function: protein binding. The transcript has 6 exons. The record is from RefSeq and is a predicted model, not a curated record. Lineage: Eukaryota; Metazoa; Chordata; Actinopteri; Perciformes; Serranidae.